Molecule: messenger RNA, 687 nt
Organism: Chenopodium quinoa (quinoa)
Lineage: Eukaryota; Viridiplantae; Streptophyta; Magnoliopsida; Caryophyllales; Amaranthaceae
Exons: 5
Coding region: 1-687 (228 amino acids)
Source: RefSeq, a predicted model, not a curated record
AUGAAAAUGGUUAUGAUUUGUUUAGUUGUUUCUUCAAUGCUUUUGGGAAGUGUUCUUGGAAGAACACCAUCUCAACAACCUGCUCUAACUCUAAAGGUUGCUGUUGUUCAAACAAACAUUGAUGAUUCAAAUAGGAAAUUCUUCAAAUCAAAUGCUGCCAUGACCGUGUAUAAGCCUCGAGUACAGAAUGGUCAAUGGUCUUCAACUCGAAUUAAAUUAUUGAAUGGUGUAGAUAGUAUCGAAGCAGGGUGGAUGGUUGAUCCACAUAUGUUUACCGACGAUGAUGCCCAUCUAUAUGCAAGAUUUAUAGCUGGACAACGAGUAUGUGUCAAUCAUCAAUGUGAUGGUUUUGUUCAAGUGUCAAAAGAUGUACCUUUAGGAAUUGUCCCUGAAAAAUAUUCCGAAAUCGAUGUUGCAAACCAAGUUGAAUGGGGAGGAGAGAUCGACGAUCCUGGGCCAACUAGCCCAGCUCCUGAAAUGGGUUGCGGUAGGAUGGCAGCUUAUGAUACAAGAUAUUCAACAUUUUUCCGUAAAGUGACAGUUGAUACUGAUAGUUCUAAAAAUGUUGAACCUCAAGGCACAACAAAAAUCUUAAAUUGUCCAUCCUUAUACCAUGUUUUGGACGAAGGUUAUCAGGGUGAUUAUUGGGGUCGUCUCAUGUAUUAUGGAGAUUACAACUUACGAUAG